Molecule: messenger RNA, 338 nt
Organism: Acanthoscelides obtectus
Lineage: Eukaryota; Metazoa; Arthropoda; Insecta; Coleoptera; Chrysomelidae
Source: the annotation of a GenBank genome assembly
AAUUGUACAGUUUAUGUCCUGUGCUCACUGUGUCUUAGAAUCACUAUUGUUUUUAGUUUGUGCUCUAAAAUUAUUAACGAAUAAUCAUUCAAGUUUUUCGACAUUGAACUUAUUUGCCAUAGAUGUAACAUCAUGUCCUCAAUUACACCUUAGCCAUCAACUUUUAAACAUGCUGAUGAAUUGGAAUCCUCAUCGUUUUCUUCUGAAGAAUCUGGACACAUAAGAAAAAAGGAAAAAAUCAUAAAAUCCUUAUACUCAGAAAUAUACCGCUGCACAGGAACAAGAACCUGAAUUUAAAGGUUGGCUGAGGAGCAGCAAGAAAGGGUCCAAUUAUGCAU